Mugil cephalus (flathead mullet) is the source of this 8718-nucleotide messenger RNA. RefSeq names its product phosphatidylinositol-binding clathrin assembly protein. The record is from RefSeq and is a predicted model, not a curated record. Gene Ontology annotation, cellular component: synaptic vesicle; clathrin-coated vesicle; extrinsic component of presynaptic endocytic zone membrane. Gene Ontology annotation, biological process: synaptic vesicle budding from presynaptic endocytic zone membrane; clathrin-dependent endocytosis; clathrin coat assembly. The coding region runs from base 1290 to 3197 and encodes 635 amino acids. The transcript is spliced from 20 exons. Gene Ontology annotation, molecular function: SNARE binding; phosphatidylinositol-4,5-bisphosphate binding; 1-phosphatidylinositol binding. NCBI's taxonomy places the organism in Eukaryota, Metazoa, Chordata, Actinopteri, Mugiliformes, Mugilidae.
GCAGCAAUUUGGCUAUGUAAAUAAAAUAUAAUAACAAAAAAUGUUAGGAAUGAAACCGUAAUUUUUUUUCAACUGAUAUUAGCUAAUCAUUUCAGGGUUAGUGUAGGCCUUAAUAAAAAAAAAAUAAACUAAUCAAAAAAUAAAAUAUAGUAAAUCGAAUAAACCUGAAGGAAAACGUGAGAUUAUAGCUAUGAGUCCGAGCUUUUCGCGGGUACGUAAAUGCAGCACAGUUGUGAGAUCAGCUGAUUUUUAACGCUGCCAUUUUGUCCGGCUGAGGAGCACCCAGUCAGUCAGUCCGUAAAGAGAAACCACUGGCGAGACUUUUCACACAGCGUCUGGACGGGACUGUCGGUUCAAAGAACUGAGCCGAUAAUGCGGUGUCGGCAUCCGAGGGACACCACCAACUGAACCCGUGGAUCUUUUAACGGAAGCGACCGAGCUGCUGGAGCUGUCACUGGUAACUGCACGGCUCCUUGGGCUCCUCUCUCCGGUCACAGACUCCCCGGCUGCCUAGCUCACCCAGCUAGCCGCUCCGCUACCACCCUCCGCUCCUCUCAGCGCUUCUUCCCGGGAGAAACUGCACCUGUCCCGGCUGUCACUGCCACGCCACCCGGUCACUGAUUUAAAACGAUGCGCUGCUCAAUCCUGGGUGACUUUUUCCAUCCUGGGGGCGGUUUAAAACACACUUCCCCAAGCCGACAGUGAUAGCUAAACAGCCCGAGCUAACAAGUUGACGUGGAGGAGGAAGAAGAAGUUUUUUUUUCUCCCCUGGAUUGUUGAGAUUGAUCUCCACAAAACUGCGAUUGUCAUAAAGGAUUAUUAUUAUUUUUUUCUCAACCCCGAGGUGGACUUGUCUCUUCAGCGAUUCUUAAAACAAAUCGUCCGGGUUACAGAGCAGCCAGUUAGUCAGUUAGCUAUGUUUAUUUGUGGCCAGAAAGUAAUCUCAAGUGUUUCCAGAUUCUUCAGCGGGACUCUUUCCUGGUUCGAGUACUGCAACGGAAACAUUAGCUAACACAGACUAGCUAGAGUGUUUUAUUUAGUGGACAGAUCGAUAGGUAGUCGGACUGAACUGUGGCCAAACAAUUCACCUGAUAACUAGCUUCUGAAUUAGCCGAUCUGAUUUAGUACUGUUAGUAUUGCUGUUGUAGCCGACCAGUCUGCACAGGUUUUGCAUACACCUGGAGGACAAACUCGGGGCGUGAGAUCCCAGCUCUGGUUGAUCCAUUGAUCGGAUCUCAGUCGAUAUAUUUUAUCCGAACAAAAUAAAUCAAUAAAAGGAAGAAGAGGAGAUGUCGGGCCAGUCUAUUACGGAUCGGAUCGCGGCGGCGCAGCACAGCAUGACCGGCUCCGCUAUCAACAAGGCUGUGUGCAAAGCCACCACACACGAAGUCAGCGGACCCAAGAAGAAACACCUCGACUAUCUGAUCCACUGCACCAAUGAGAUGAACGUGAACAUUCCCCAGCUGGCGGACACGCUGUUUGAACGCACAGCCAACUCCAGCUGGGUGGUGGUCUUCAAAGCCCUUAUCACCACCCACCACCUCAUGAUGUACGGCAACGAGCGUUUCAUCCAGUACCUGGCCUCCAGAAACACUCUGUUUAACCUGAACAACUUCCUGGAUAAGGGCGCUCUGCAAGGUUACGACAUGUCCACCUUCAUCAGACGAUACAGUCGCUACCUGAACGAGAAAGCCAUGUCCUACAGACUGGUGGCUGUGGAUUUCACCAAGAUGAAGAGGGGGGUUGACGGCGUGAUGCGUACCAUGAACACAGAGAAGCUGAUCAAGACGCUGCCCAUCAUCCAGAACCAGCUGGAUGCUCUGCUGGAUUUCCAGGCCAACCCUAACGAGCUGACCAACGGAGUGAUCAACUCGGCCUUCAUGCUGCUCUUCAAAGACUCCAUAAGGCUGUUUGCCGCUUACAACGAAGGGGUCAUCAACCUAUUGGAGAAAUACUUUGACAUGAAGAAGAACCAGUGUAAAGACGCCUUGGACAUCUACAAGAAAUUUCUUUACAGGAUGACGAAGCUGUCAGAGUUCCUCAAAGUGGCGGAGCAAGUUGGAAUAGAUCAGGGUGACAUCCCAGAUCUCUCACAGGCCCCCAGCAGCCUGCUGGAGGCUUUAGAGCAGCACCUGGCUUCCCUGGAGGGAAAGAAGACUAAGGAACUGAAUGCAGACACCAGAGCAUCCACCCUGUCGAGUGCCGUCUCAUCUCUCUCCUCCACCAGCAUGUCCUUCAGCCGCAUGGACGAGAAGGAGAAGCAGCAGGCCCUGGAGGAGGAGCAGGCCAGGCUGCAGGCUCUCAAGGACCAGCGCCUGAAGGAGAUCAGCAUGCAGACUCCACCCUCUGCCUCCCCCAGCAGCCAGUCGAUAGGCAGCGCCAACAACAACAACCACAUCACGCCAGCUCAAGAGUUGUUCAGCUCCACGCUGUCUACCAACAGCGUGCCCAAUCUGAACAGUGACCUGUUUGAUCUUCAGCCGGCCUUCAUCCCCGCUGUGCAGAGCACUCCCUCCAUCUCCACCGCCAACAGUGCCUGGGGAGGACUGGAGAGCCAGCAUCUGCAGCAGCCCGCCUCGGCCAUGGCCGUAGAUUUCGAUGCCGUGUUCGGGAAUAAGGCCGCGCCCAGUAACAACGGCCUCCAACCUGCAGCGGGUUUUGAUGCUCUGGGAGACCUGUUAAAGCCUACAGUCCCCACACACAGCGCACCUCCUCCUCCUCAAAUGGCCAUCCAUCCCGGAGGAAAGCUGCUAGCCAACGACCUCGACUCCUCUCUGGCCAACCUCGUGGGCACCUCUCUCUGUUUCUACGCCUCCUCAGAUCUGCAGUUUGGUGGGACCCCAGCCAAAAAGCCAGAGAUGCAGUGGAACCAACCUGGAGAGAAGAAGCUGACUGGUGGCCAGAACUGGCAAAACAAGACCAUGUCAACAACACAGUGGGGCCCUGCGCCCAUGGCCCCACAGCCCAUGCCUGUACCACAUGUGAAUGGAAUGUUCUAUACUAGUUAUGCUCCAGCGCCCAUGGCUUUCCCCAUGACCACACCGCAAGUGCCUGUGUAUGGAAUGGUCCCUCCCCAGAUGGGUCAGAUGGGUGGGGUACCUGUGAUGGCUCCUCAGCCAAUGAUGUACAACCAGCCUGUUCUCAGACCCACUAACCCCUUCGCACCCAUGCCCGGAGCUCAGAUGCAGUUCAUGUAAUUCAGUCAGGGGGGAAGCAGAGUGCCAAAAGCGACAAACAAACAGCAAAAGAAAACACACAAGAGGACGAUCAGAUGGACGGAGGAAUGAUUUGAUCAAGCUAAAAAAGAGACGGACAGGCGACAAGAUAACCGACCGACACCAAAACUCACGUUGGAAUUUGGAGAAGAUGACAAAAUGGAGGAUGGAGGGAUGUAGGGACACGGUGGGGAAGAUGUCAUCCAGGCCGGUUGUUGUCUGAAACAACUCCUUGUGUGUGUGUGCGCGCGUGUGUGUUGCUUCUCUAUGUUUAUCGUCUGAUUUGUGUUUUAAAUUGAUGGAGUGAUGUUUCAGGAGAGGGAAUAUGGAUGAGAUUGAAAGAGGGGAAGAACAGAUGGAGGUGAGGAGAGGAGCAAAGGAGGGGAUUGAGGAAAUCCUACCUCUGGUUUUCAGUCAGGAUGUUUAACCUGACUGCAGUGAGAGGCUCUGCUGCAGAAUUAGCUUUAUUUCAUACUGGUGCUAUAUCGUCCUCUCUGGGUUACUGUCCGCCUGCAACUUGGGGGCACUUGAGAGGGGACAAGGGUUUGUUUAGUGUGUGUGUGUGCGCUUUCUAAAAUGAGUGUGUGCGAGUUGUUUCAGACAAUACCUUCACAACCGACCUCCUCUCCAUCCCCACCCUCGUCCACUGUCUGCGUCCACGACUGUCCACCCGACGAGAGAUUUUACUGGCAAAUCCUCUCAAGUGUGUUUCCUGUAAUUUUCCGCUCUGUUGGGAUACCUUUGUAUUUUUCAGGCUCUAUUUCUUCACCAAACUUUCCUGAGUGUUAUCGGGGCUUGUACAGCGAUUUGUUGACGCAUUUGUUAAUAGUAGUUGAGCAUUUGUUGCUAUGGGUUUUGAGCUAAAGUCUUUGUUACUCAUACUGCAUUGUUUCCUUCUUCUAAAGCUACAGAUACACACAUAGAGGCAGGGGUUAGCGCUGAGAACAUGCUACACACAGAACGGAACCCAACUUUUUCUCAAAAAUAUAUUUCUCUCAAGGCCAAGUCACACCAGAAAGCAUCCCAGCAAAAUUCAUACUUUAUUUGAAUUAUUUGGUUCUGGAAACUUGAUACAGCUGGUAAGCUGUACCCUACCCUCACUGUUAACACUCGCUACAAGCUAGUUAGUAACAUGCUAGUACAACUAGCUGGCCACAGGGUAACUUUUUGUCCCUGUUCGGGGUGGAUUAAUAUGAGUUGAGAAAUUUUUUUUAUUGCUAGCUUUUUGUCUAUUUGCAAGUUUUUUUUUAGCUUGUUCACCAAAGAGAAAAUAAUUCUGCCUUCAAAUGGAACUUAUGAGCUUGUGGUGAAGACAUGGGUGUCAUCACAAAAUGUUUGAUGUUCAACAGUAAGUCGUGAGAACAUUGUUUCUAGGCAACUGCUGGCUUCCACUAGCCAACAAGGCUAACACUUAGCAAGCUAACAACCGGGUAGAUUAAUGUUAGAAACGCGUAAUGGAAGGCGGAGCCUUUCAGAAAUAUGAACAUAUCAACAUUUUCCAACCUAAUUCUAAAAUUACAAAGACAAUCUGAUAUGGUGAAAAUUAGUAUGACUUAUCAUCCACCUCUGCCAAAAGUAAGGUCCCACAAAUUUUACUGGACCUUACAGAAGAAUUCCAUUUACCAGUUUGUGAAUACCACAAGAGGCGACAUUUGAAGGCGGCGAUGUAUUUUGGCCAACAAUCCAAUCCCCACUUUUGUGAAGCAGUUUCUGUAUUAAUCCUGGUGUGACGAGGCCUUGGACCAGUCAGACAUACAAGUUUACCUUGAUGUUUUUGACUGCCGCCAGUUUCAGUGAUGGUAAAAUCUAACAAAAGGGUAUUUCUAUUUUGCCAAGCCUGUUCACUGCCUGAUGACCUGUGUGUAUCUGUUUUUCUGUGUUCAUUAGCUCACCAACCAGAUUCAGAGUUUCUAAAACAAGAGUUUUUUUCAUUAGGUACAGGCUUUUGGCAGAUCCAUGUAAUGUGCCAAUGAUUUAUGACAGCAGCACUGAGCGACUGAGUUAAAUGUUACUGAAUCAAGUUGAAAUCACUUUAAAUUGCACUGAAUCAAAGUGAGCGGCCACAAGCGCGACUCUGACCAUGCCGAGAGCCAAACGACACUGAACUCGUGGCAUCGCCUUCACUCUGGGGUUCCAAGAAAUACUGGGGAAGAAAUAUGACUCACGUCAAAAGAGGUCGUGGUCACUCCCUAGCCAAAGCAUCCGUCCCCAUGAGUUCGACUGUCCGUGUAUGUGUGCAUAACACAUCUCAGUGUGUGUCCACAUUUAUUUUUUUUCCAUUGAGGGCUAUUUCUGAGGGUCACGUUAUAAACUUUGAGCCAACUGGUUUGACACGAGAUGUGCUUGGAUUAGUUUUUUCUAAAAAACGAACAAAAAAAAAUUAUCUAAAUUUUGUUGCAAAAAAAUGCACAUGCAAAAAAUGUUGCACUUAAGCGGCUCUCCUGCCGUCAGUAGAGCUGUUUCCAGUUUUUCUGGUGUGAAAAAGUUGAGAAAGAGAUUUGAAGUUUGUAGAGAUAGUUUGGGGUUUUACUAUAGAACACGUUUGUCUAAUCUACCAGCCACUUUGGCGGGUAACUAAAACUCAAUCUCCUGCCAUUCUAACAAAGAACUUCUUUUGUAGUCCCGUCCCUGGUCCCCAUCCUGCAUCUCCACCCAUCAGUGAUAGUCACGUAUUGAACUCAUCAUUCAUUCUGCUGUGAAAUCUCUAGAAUCUCGCUUCAGUCUCUUCUGGUCUAGUCGGUCAGUAUCUAGAAUGCUUUUUUAGCCUGUUUCGUCACUGUAUGUGUAGAUAUGUAAAAAAAUAAUAGUUAUAAUAACCACUUUCUGUCUAGAAUGUCUGCGCCUACCAUCACUGUCGCUGUUGGAUAGAUAUGCUCAUAGAAGCUUCUUGUUGCCGUCUUGUGUUAGCUUAGCCUCUCUCCAUAUUAACCCCCUGAAGCCCGUGGAAGACCUCCGGCAGCAGGCUUUUUCUCCUCGUCCUCUGCUCCGCCAGUGUCUAGAAACUAUAGCUCUUUCUCUCUCUUGAUGUCUCUGUCUUUUAGCUGUAGUUGAAACCUUUCAGAGGCUCUCAGGCUUUGUGGUUCGCGUUUCUCAAGCUUUCUUCUUGCUGUUAACAUCGCUCCAGUGUUCGGUAGAUAAUUUUCACGUCAUUCCCCCCGUCUCGAUUACCGUCCAUCCAUCUCCACCUCCCGCUACGAUGUCAGCAGCCUACAAACUGUCUCUGACCAAACCUAGAGAGCGAAUCAUGUGCCUGGAUAUCCAGGUGUUUUGUAACAAAAUGGGAGAGACAAAUGGUGCUUUUCCAGUAGUCCAAGCAGUUUUUGGAUAUGACCUUUACCUUAACACUGGUAGGUUUAGCCGCUGGAAGGUUUGACAAGAGUCAGCCAACUCUUGUUUGAGUGAACUUAGAAAUUGUAUUUAGUAGGCAUGGGGGAAAUUCUGGGACAGUUGAGAUGAAGUUCAGUUCUGGACUCCGUUAGACUUCUGAAGACUUCACUAAAGGGUUUUAUUGGUAACCAGCUGUCACGCACACUUCUUGAAUCUCAGCAAAACAGUCACAAGUGACUUUCUAGCUGAGUGUAGGAAGCCAAACUGACCUUAAUAUUGGCGUCCACAUUGUCCAUUUACGUCAAUAAAUCCAAAUUCUUUCAGGUGUUUCUUUUUUUCUUUUUCCUUUUUAAAGGAUCUCCGAGUUGGGAUGGGCUGCCCCCUAGUGGACAUGUGCAUCAUAAUAUCACUUCGCACAUUUCUAAAACCAAGAAAUGCAAUUUGCUCGCUUUGGUGCCAGUAUGAAAUCAGAUCGUGAUUUCUUUUUAUUCUAGGACAGCUGUCUCACUGUCUCUAAUAGGAAGAGCAAGUGAGGAUGAGAGGAUUAAAAAAAAUGCUCAGUUAUUAGUUUUUCUUUCCCUUUUUACGAAACGUAACAUUUGUCUGCAUGGAAUCCAGUCCUGCUUGUUGCGACGGGUUUUUUUGUGUGUCUGAAGUGGUUUCAAAAUGUUUGAGUGAGCAUAGGAAAUGAGAUGGCUGGGGUUUUGGGGGGUAGAUGUCACUGGCUCAUCUCCUUAGCGUGCCAGUAAUUAUCACAGCUUUGUCAUGUAGGUCAUUUUGUAAUUAAGGGAGGAGUUCUGGCCGAGCAUGCAGGCUCUUUCUUCGGCCCUCCCCUCCCUCAAACUCAGACGUUCCCACUGUCUUCUGGUGUUGCCCACUGACCCGGUGCAUCUGGCUUCAGUCCGGGAUCAGCCUUGUGGCUACGUAUCGGAGCUUCUCUCAAUUUUCAAAGCCGCUACCGCCUCUCUGCAUUGUUGUAGCAUGAACCUUGUUGGAGAAGGACAUGCAGAUAAACCUUGAUGUCAUAUUAAAAUGUGUCUGCUGAGGGCCGAGUGUGUCAGACGUUUGGAGAGCAGAGCCAUCUCUCCUUUUCCGGGGUCAGUGAGUGCAUGGUUGUAUCGUUGUCGGUGUUUGUUGUCCUUUUUUUUUCCCAAAAAAGCAUGAAAUGACAGUAAUGGUGAUGAUGAUGAUGAUGAUGAUGAUGAUGAUGAUGAUGAUGAUGAUGAUGAUGAUGAUGAUGAUAAAUCCUCUCCUCUUGUCCCUUUUUUUAAACCGUAUCGUCCGUCAGGCGCCCACCACCCCCUACGACAUUAUGGGACAAACGGAUCUGACUUUUUUCCGUCCACGACAGCAGGUUCAUCACUUCUUCUGAGUGAAUCUGACAGUUGUUUCGUACCGUCGACAAACGAGCCACUGUAGCAAAACAGAGCGCCAAACUUUACUUUUUUUUUUCUUUCACGUCUCCCAAAGACCUCUCAUUUGUUACUCGCGACAGCAGGUUUGUGCGCCGCCAUGUGGGCGCUACGUGUCGAAACCCCGCAAAAUGAACGGAGGCCGUUGAAAGGACGAGCCUCCUUGUUCCUGUCAGCGAGUUGUUGAAUCAAAGAUCUCUUGUGCACGUUCCGUUUUUUCUACAUCUGUGUUUUUUGGUAAGAACCCUCGGAUUGCUGCCUCACUAUACUGUACAUAGACGAACACACACAGUCACACUCGCAACACAGAGCUUACAGACAUACUCUCAUAACCUUUUUCAUUUAUUUUUCUGAAACAUGAAACAUAUUAGCGUUAUUACAGCAGUAUAUUGGUAUGAUUACUAAUCGGUGGGGGCGGGCUAAACGGGCAGACGGUGCAGAUUUUGAGGGCUGCAGACCUCCCCGUACAUCAGGAUCAGCCAUGAAUUCUCAGUGAUGCCAAAUUUUUUUCUGAGCAGAGUACACAUUUUAAUCUGUUUCUCUUUCUUUCUUCUGUCUCCUCCCCUCCCCCCAUCUCUUUGUACAUUUUUUUCUAUUUAUUUAAAGCAGAAAUAUAUGGAUUGUAUCAAGCAUGGAAAGGCAAACAAAUGUUACAGCUGACAAAAAUCACAGGCUUUUAUUUUACAGCAGUAUAUUUGUUUAUUCUAGGGAUUUGUUUCUUUCUCUUUUUUUGAAGAAAUAAAAAGUCAUUUUCCAUUCCUAAA